AUUUUUUUAAAAAAAAGAAGCAAGCAUGGAAAGAUGGACAAAAAAUAGGGCAUUAGUGAUGCUACUAGCUGCCAUAUUUAUUAUCUCAUUAUUAGCAUUACUCAACAACUUGACACCAACACAGUCACUCCUAUCAUCAGAUCUGCUCGAUACCUUAAAUAGUAACAACAACGAAGAGGAGAUAAUUGUGCCAGAAAAAGAAGAGCAAGUGACAACAAAGCCUCUGAGUGAUGAAGAGUGGAAACCAAAGAAUUGGGGUAAACUAGAUGACGCACUUGAAAGAAUAAUCAAGCCAAACUUGCGUGUUCAUCGUAAAGACAAGAUACUACUGACAGCUGUUGCUAAUCAUGGCAUGGGCGAAUACACACUAAACUGGAUUAGAUCUCUCAAAAAAUGUGGAUUGGAUGAUAAGUUUGUAGUCUUUGCUAUUGAUGAAAAAAUGGUUGAGCUGUUGACAGAUGCAGGAUACAGUCGUCAUGUAGUGUUGAUUCCCGAUACGUGGUAUCAUAAACAGCUAUCAGGCGAAUUUGAAGGAUGGAAAUCAGAAGGAUAUACGCCAAUCACUCACGCCAAGUCCUUGGUGGUAGAGAGGCUACUCUAUGCAGAUAUUACGGUCUGGUUCUCAGAUGUUGAUAUCGUAUUUACAUCGCCCCAUAUUUAUGAAUAUCUUACCAUGAAACUCAACUCGAGAAAGGUACGCACAGAAACCUUAUUCAGUCAAGAAACCGAACAAAAGAUCGUCAACUCUGGAUUUUAUAUUAUGAGACCUACUCUCAUGAACAAGCGCAUCUUGGACUCUUCAAUCUACAUUCAAGACAAGGAACCAAAAGUGACACAGCAAAGGGCAAUAAACCUGGUGCUGGAUGACUUGAACCUGAGCUAUCAAACGAGCCCCAUUGCCUUGCUUGAUCUAAUGCUUUUCCCUCAAGGCCAAUUAUACUUUGAUAGAAAUAUACCUACAAAAUAUAAUAUGACACCCAUGAUAGUUCAUGCAAACUAUCGUGUAGGAGAAAACAAGAAGAAAGACUUGCAGAAAUUCGGUCUUUGGUACAUUUAAUAUCCCACAAGUUUCAAUAAAAUUGUUUAUAGAUUUAAAAGUCAAUUCAAUAAAAAAUAACGAUUCCACAAGUGA
Rhizopus microsporus ATCC 52813 is the source of this 1132-nucleotide messenger RNA. RefSeq lists its product as uncharacterized. The coding region runs from base 26 to 1057 and encodes 343 amino acids. Gene Ontology annotation, molecular function: glycosyltransferase activity. The record is from RefSeq and is a predicted model, not a curated record. Gene Ontology annotation, cellular component: Golgi apparatus. The transcript has a single exon. NCBI's taxonomy places the organism in Eukaryota, Fungi, Mucoromycota, Mucoromycetes, Mucorales, Rhizopodaceae.